Ostrea edulis (European flat oyster) is the source of this 1702-nucleotide messenger RNA. RefSeq names its product homeobox protein Nkx-2.1-like. The record is from RefSeq and is a predicted model, not a curated record. Gene Ontology annotation, cellular component: nucleus. The transcript has 2 exons. Gene Ontology annotation, biological process: regulation of transcription by RNA polymerase II; cell differentiation. The coding region runs from base 155 to 1261 and encodes 368 amino acids. Gene Ontology annotation, molecular function: RNA polymerase II cis-regulatory region sequence-specific DNA binding; DNA-binding transcription factor activity, RNA polymerase II-specific. Lineage: Eukaryota; Metazoa; Mollusca; Bivalvia; Ostreida; Ostreidae.
AUCUUAAACUCAUAAUUUGUCAGGAAUGAAAGAUAUACAAUUGUGAUAAUAUGUUUGACCGUCAAGAUUGGCUCUUAACGUAACAAAGUAUCGCUGGAGUAGCCUGAAAAACGCACACUCGGGAGAGGGACCCCUCUUGUCACACUUACAAGUUAUGUCCCUCAGUCCUAAACAAACUACGCCGUUUUCCGUUACUGACAUCCUUAGUCCUAUUGAAGAAACUUACAAGAGAACCACCAUUGAAGCUACUAUCCCUCCCCUCAAUCCUUACAGGAAUCACACGCAGUACCCCAACCCUCAGAUGGGCAGCAUGAGUGUACCAGUCACCAACCCUUACCAUGCAGGAUAUGUUCCUCAGCUUUCCCAUCACGCCCCAUCCUACACCUCCCAGUUCUGCAACGGGACGGAGUUUGGACAUUACGGAGACCCUACAAGACACGGGUCCUCAAACUGGUAUGGCACCAAUCCGGACCCUAGACUUGCAAUAUCCCGUUUGAUGGGUGGUCCGAGUUCUUGUGCCAUGUCUUCAAUGUCGUCUGGCAUGCAUAAUAUGAAUAUGUCAGCAUUAGGGGGACUGGACCAGCAUAAGGCGGGAGGCAUUCAGUUUCCAAUCACCCAGAGAAGGAAGCGACGAGUACUGUUUUCACAAGCUCAGGUGUACGAGCUAGAAAGACGAUUUAAACAACAGAAAUAUCUAUCAGCCCCCGAGAGAGAACAUUUAGCUAGCAUGAUCAAUUUAACACCAACUCAGGUUAAAAUAUGGUUUCAAAACCACCGAUACAAAUGUAAACGACAGUUAAAGGACGCCAAAGAGAAAACCGAUUCCUCGUCUCCUCCAUCAUCGCCAGCGUCCUCACAGCAAGAUUCACCGCGCCAGCCGUCACCCAGAAAAGGAGCCGUGUCCAUACUGGUAAAAGACGGAAAACCGUGUUCCGGUUCCGGAACAUCAGACAUAGAAAACCCGGUUCACCAAACACAACCUACGACGAAUUCUCAGUCUAGACUGAGUGUAGGUCGUCAGGGAACGAACGGAUCAUCUCAAAUGUCCUCUCAUGAUCAAUCACCCAAACAUUUGUCUCAUGUCAUGGCUAACUGUAACAAUUCUACGCACAACUCCAUUAAUUCUCAUUCAACCUACGGGGGAGGAAUACAUUCGGGACUUUAUCCCUCAGUAAGCAUGAAUGGCGGCUUGGGGUCUCCUUACGGAAUCAGUAGUAGAUCAUGGAUAAAACCCGAGGGGAAUGACUUUUACACCGGUUAGCUGAAGUGUUCAGUAUUUAAGGAAAGAACUUUCCCCGAUACAUUGCGAGGACCCGUUUUACGGUAGGAAUUAUGACUUGCAAAGCGCCAAGCAUUUAUGUCCCCAAAUUUAAACAGAACAAUAAAAUGCUGACAAUCCCAAUAAAAGACUGGUAUAAAACUGCAAUAACGUAUCGAUAUCAAAGCAAUGAUGUCGGGAUCGGGCGUCGGGACGGAAGACAGUGUUUGUAUUCCGCGGAUGGAUAUUAUACUCCACUUGCGUCAUUAAUGGAAUUGAUGUGUAAUUUCCUCUUCAUCAAAUAGUGCUUAUUUUGUUGAGAACAAGAUACAAUAAAGUAUACGCAACUUUAUACAUAUAUGAAAAUGAUUUUUCCAUUUUCAGUAAUUAUGUUUUGUGUACUGAGUUUAGCAAAUUAGGAAUAAAUUAUUGAUGGAUUAAAAA